UCGCAUUUUCAUUUCGGUUCUGUUUCGACUGGGAUUUUUCAUCGCUUGGUUGUGAUUUUUUACUUCUGGGUUUAGUGUUAGAAGUAUGAUUGUGUUGCUGGUUGCGCUUUGAUUCUCUGUUUUUUCUUUUUUUUUUUCUUUUUCUUCUCGGACUCUGUUUUUGGUCCUGGGAGAAUUUUUGAAAGGGGGACGAAAUUAUGUUUUGGGUUUUUGUGGGUUUCGAAAAUAAACUCUGAUUGGGUGGGUGGGCAUCGAGAAAGUUCUCGAAACCCAAAUGGCUUUUUUGGGGUGUGGGCGUAAUUUGCAUUACCCACUAGGGUCGUUUUUGUUUCCAGAAAAUGACGAACUCACCGCUACUUUCAUGGCUUCCUCUUUGUUCUUAUCCUUUCUAGAGGAUGAUGAUAAUGAUAAUAUUAAGCUAUAACGAGCAGUUUUUUCCUUUUGUUUUGGUGGGGCUUUUUUUUUCAUUUAGAUGAAAGCCCUUCUUCCCUCGUUCUGAUUACUUUUUUGGAAGUACGAAUUCUCUGUUCUUUCGUUUCUAACUUGUGGGUUUCUCUGUCUUUGAAUGUUCGGGGUUCUGGGUUCUGGCCAUUUAGAUCUGAAACCGUCCGAAAAGAACUGUUUGGAUUUCUUAUGUACUACUUUUAAGGUUUCUGAGAACUGUUUGACAUAAUUUGGAUUUGGUUUCAAAUUCUGUCCACUUUGACUGCUAAUAUUUUGGAAUUGGGUCAUACUCCUUGGCACUAAGAAGAUGCAGAGGCCACCACCAGAAGACUUUCUAUUGAAGGAGACCAAUCCCCAUCUUGGUGGGGGGAAGGUCACUGGAGAUAAACUCAUGAGCACGUAUGACCUCGUCGAGCAAAUGCAAUAUCUCUACGUCCGGGUUGUCAAAGCGAAAGAUUUGCCUCCAAAGGAUGUUACUGGCAGCUGUGACCCUUAUGUGGAAGUGAAGCUUGGGAACUACAAGGGAACAACUCGACAUUUUGAGAAGAAGUCGAAUCCCGAGUGGAACCAGGUUUUCGCCUUCUCGAAAGACCGGUUACAGUCUACAGUGCUCGAGGUUACUGUGAAGGAUAAAGAUUUUAUUAAGGAUGACUUCAUGGGUCGUGUUUUGUUCGACUUGAAUGAGGUUCCAAAACGUGUUCCGCCCGACAGUCCAUUGGCUCCACAAUGGUACAGAUUGGAGGACAAGAAAGGGGAUAAACUUAAAGGAGAGCUAAUGUUAGCUGUUUGGAUGGGCACUCAAGCUGAUGAAGCGUUCCCUGAAGCAUGGCAUUCAGAUGCUGCAACUGUCAGUGGAACUGACAGUCUAGCGAAUAUUCGAUCGAAGGUGUAUCUUUCACCCAAGCUUUGGUACUUAAGGGUUAACAUUAUCGAAGCUCAGGACUUGCAGCCUACUGAUAAGGGUAGAUACCCGGAAGUUUUUGUGAAGGUUGUCCUGGGAAACCAAGGUUUGAGAACUAGGAUUUCUCAGAGCAGGACAAUCAAUCCUAUGUGGAAUGAGGAUUUGAUGUUUGUAGCUGCAGAACCAUUUGAGGAACCCUUGAUUUUGAGUGUCGAGGACCGGGUUGCGCCGAAUAAGGAUGAAAUCCUGGGUAGAUGUGCUAUUCCUUUGCAGUAUGUGGACCGGAGGUUGGACCACAAACCUGUGAACAGCAAAUGGUUUAAUCUGGAGAAACAUGUCGUCCUUGAAGGUGAAAAGAAAAAAGAAAUCAAGUUUGCUAGCAGAAUUCAUAUGAGGAUCUGUUUGGAAGGCGGUUAUCAUGUUUUGGAUGAAUCGACGCACUACAGCAGUGAUCUUCGACCUACUGCCAAAGUAUUGUGGAAGCAGAGCAUUGGGGUGUUGGAACUAGGUAUCCUGAAUGCUCAGGGAUUGAUGCCGAUGAAGACUAAAGAUGGGCGUGGGACGACUGAUGCAUAUUGUGUAGCGAAAUACGGGCAGAAGUGGGUUCGAACAAGGACGAUUAUAGAUAGCUUUACACCCAAGUGGAAUGAGCAGUACACUUGGGAAGUUGCCGAUCCCUGUACGGUAGUCACGAUCGGGGUUUUUGAUAACUGUCAUUUGCAUGGGGGAGAUAAAGGUGGAGGGACAAAAGAUUCGCGGAUUGGUAAGGUGAGGAUACGCCUUUCGACUCUCGAGACGGAUCGAGUUUACACACAUUCGUAUCCUCUUCUUGUUUUACACCAAAAUGGAGUGAAGAAGAUGGGUGAGAUUCAUUUGGCUGUGAGGUUCACUUGCUCUUCCUUGCUGAAUAUGAUGCACAUGUACACACAUCCUUUGCUUCCCAAAAUGCAUUACAUUCACCCUUUGACGGUCAGCCAGCUUGAGAGCUUAAGGCAUCAAGCAACUCAGAUCGUAUCGAUGAGGCUGAGUCGGGCCGAGCCACCAUUAAGGAAAGAGGUUGUCGAGUACAUGCUGGAUGUCGGUUCCCACAUAUGGAGUAUGCGAAGAAGCAAGGCAAAUUUCUUCAGGAUUAUGGGAGUUCUAAGUGGGUUAAUAGCAGUAGGAAAAUGGUUUGAUCAGAUUUGCAACUGGAAAAACCCCAUCACCACUGUCCUCAUACACAUUCUGUUCAUAAUACUCGUCAUGUACCCAGAGCUCAUCCUGCCCACCAUUUUCCUCUACCUCUUCUUGAUCGGUGUUUGGUACUACCGGUGGAGGCCGAGACAUCCUCCACACAUGGACACUCGUCUGUCACAUGCAGACUCCGCACACCCUGAUGAACUCGAUGAAGAAUUCGAUACAUUUCCGACAUCAAUGCCUGGUGACAUAGUGAGGAUGAGGUACGACCGGCUGAGGAGCAUUGCCGGGAGGAUUCAGACAGUGGUCGGGGAUUUGGCAACUCAAGGGGAGAGGCUGCAGUCUUUGCUUAGCUGGAGAGACCCAAGAGCCACUGCCCUGUUCGUCUUAUUCUGUCUGGUAGCUGCCAUUGUGUUAUAUAUCACACCAUUCCAAGUGGUGGCCCUGCUGAGUGGAUUUUAUGUGUUGAGACAUCCCAGAUUCCGCCAUAAGCUUCCUUCUGUGCCACUGAACUUCUUCAGGAGGCUGCCUGCAAGGACUGACUGUAUGUUGUGAUGACAAGAGUUGGAGUCGAAGCCUGUGUCACCCCUCUGACUCCGAUUGCCUUGGACUGAGCGACGCCAGUCAUCGGUUUUUUCUGCUUUUGCCUUUUCAGUUAUAUAAUCAAAGACAGGGAGAGGGGGAAGAAAGAAAGCAAUAGCACAGCCUUGUUUGCUUCUUGCAUCUAGAGUGGCUAAUUUUUUGUUCUUUUAUGUGGAUGAAUAUGUGUAUUCCCUUCUUUUUCUUCUUAACAAAGCCAAUGCAGUGGCAUGUGGGGUUUUUUUUUUCUUUUCUUUUUUAUCUGUUGAUGUGAUAAAAUAGAUAUCUUUCCUUUCCUGAUCAAACAGACCCUUGUGUUAAAUAAUCUUUCCAUGUUCAUAUAAUGUUGUAA
Messenger RNA from Momordica charantia (bitter melon), 3452 nucleotides. Lineage: Eukaryota; Viridiplantae; Streptophyta; Magnoliopsida; Cucurbitales; Cucurbitaceae. The record is from RefSeq and is a predicted model, not a curated record.